Messenger RNA from Lineus longissimus, 2227 nucleotides. Its product is annotated as zinc finger protein 79-like. The transcript is spliced from 5 exons. Lineage: Eukaryota; Metazoa; Nemertea; Pilidiophora; Heteronemertea; Lineidae. The record is from RefSeq and is a predicted model, not a curated record. The coding region runs from base 85 to 2079 and encodes 664 amino acids. Gene Ontology annotation, biological process: regulation of transcription by RNA polymerase II; urogenital system development; embryo development. Gene Ontology annotation, cellular component: nucleus. Gene Ontology annotation, molecular function: DNA-binding transcription factor activity, RNA polymerase II-specific; RNA polymerase II transcription regulatory region sequence-specific DNA binding.
UGGCUUCUAAGUUCAAGAAAAUGUGAUUGUUUUGUAAAAAAACCUCUACUGAGGCAGUUUUGUUGAUAAAAUAUCUGUUAAAUUAUGGCUAACGUUGAAGAGGACAAUUCGGCGGCCCUGGUGACCUUUAAAUCCCAGGUUGCAGUCAGUAUUAAGAUGGUUCCUCAGAUGUCUAAAGAUCAGCAGUCCCAGGCUUGGCAAUUCUGGCAAGAGGUUUCAAAACAUCUUCAUAAAAUAAUCAUUGGUGCAUUAGGACAUUCUUCUGAAAAAACAAUCUUGGGGACAGAUGAGUGUGUUGAUGAACAAACCGAUCCGGAGACUGUAUUGGUGUCUGUUAACAAUGACUUGAGCACAGAAACAUGUAUUGUUUCAAAACCCCAAAGUCAGCCCUUGAGAUCAAUUGGAAUGGAAACGGAAAUUGAGAAGUCGCAAUCAAUUGAAGGUCUCAGUGUUGUUUUAUCAAAUGAACUGAACAGUAUUGACACCAUUAUGCCUGGUAUUGGCCAAGUUGAAAAGAUGACUGACUCUAGUGUGAAGGAAAUCAACAUUGUAAUUGAAGCUAGUUCUUUGGAAUCACAUACUCGUGAUAUGUAUGAGACUGUGAUUGUUCAACCUCCUAAGAGAGAAAAACGUCCAACAAAGACUAAAUCUGGUGCCGAGAGUGGGAGGGUUAAAAGGAAUAAAGCCACCAAGACUUUGAGCAGGCCUACUGCCAAAGCCAAAUCGGAGGGUAAAAUAAAAGUUGCUCGGGGAAAGAAAGGUGCCAAUUUACAAGCGAAUGCUAUUUCUAGUCAAGGUGAACAAGAGGGGAACAGUGUCCUUGCUGCCAUUCAUGAGGCUAAUAAAACUUUAAAGGUUGGAACAGCUGAAGUCAGCGAAACUAUGGACUGCGAGUCAUCGGACAAUGACGAGGAGAAUCCUGUGACUGGAAAAGUCUCCAAAAAGAAUUUGGGGAGCCAGGGACGAAGUGCAUGUGAAUAUUGUGGAAAGACCUUUUCAAACAACUCUGGUCUGCAUGUCCAUCUACGUGUCCACACAGGAGAGAAACCAUACUUGUGUUCAAUCUGUAAUAAGGGCUUCACCACAAAAUGUAACGUUAGACGUCACGAGGCGACGCAUGCUGGCCUCAAGCCAUUUCAGUGUGAAGAAUGCCAGAAAUACUUCACUGAGAAGAAAAGCCUUAAAGUUCAUAUGCGUAUUCAUACAGGAGAAAGACCAUAUAGGUGUGACGUUUGUGGCCGAACCUUUGCCCAAGUGGGAAUCCUCCGAACUCACAUGCACCUUCAUACAGGCUUCAAGGGUCACUUGUGUGACCACUGUGGGAAGUCCUUUAGGCAGAAGACCAACCUGCGUAGUCACUUGCUGCGCCACGCCAACAAACGUCAGUUCAAGUGCGAGACUUGCCCGGCUUCAUUCAUUUGUGCAGCUGAUUUAAAGCGUCACUGCCAGAAACACACUGGGGAAAGGCCAUUCUUGUGUUGGUUGUGCCCAAAGACAUUCACCCGACUUCAAUAUCUUAAGGAGCAUAUCAAUCAGCACACAGGAAGCAAACCGUAUUGUUGUAAAAAAUGUAACGCAGCUUUCCCAGACUUAUCGUCGGUGCAUAAACAUAUGAAGAAAGAACACAACUUGAAAAAGCAGCCUCCCGCACGGAGUCUGACGGUUGCUGCAGAUGAGGGUGUGUUGAGACCAAAACUUUUCUCGGAACCGUUCUAUGUGCAGAUUACGGACGGAAGCCCAAUAGAGCCUGGAACUCUAGUCACUGUUACUGAUGCGUCUGGAUUGCCGACGCAGCAAAAGGAUUUUGCCUUGGCUGAUACGGCAUAUGCUUCUGAGGAACAGGAAGUUAAAUUGUCUGUGAUGAAUAUUACCCAGCCACCUAGCUCGCAAACAUUUGAGAGUACCACAAAUACGGAUAUUAUGUAUCUACCUAUACAAGAUGUGGCAAAAACCGAGAUAGUUUAUGACAAUUCUGAUAUGGUUGCUAGUGAUGUGACAGUUGAUUUCUCGGCAAUCAGUUUGUUGGCGUCGGCUUCUGCUCAAGCCGAUCCUGCUACAGAGAUUCAAAAUGAUUUCUAGAGACGGAAUCAUACCUUUUCUCAAAGGUCUGCACAGCUGAUAUUAGAUUAUGAAGUGAAGAGUUUUAUUGUCUUGAGCUGCAUGAGGUUAAACUGAAUACAAGGAUCAAAGAAAUAAAAUUGCUGUUCGGCUCUCCAACUAUUUUUUA